CCUGGCUCGGGCGGACAUGAGAUCGAAAAGAAGACUUUCAGGACCGGACUUGGUGCACUGAAAAGAUAUUUUCAGUUUUGUGUUCGUAAUCCUGCGUUUUGACCUACUGAUUUCAUGUGGAAAAUUCUUCAUUUAUCUGGAUCACAACUUUGUUUUCAUGAACCAUCUGUCGCUCACAGGAUCUAACUUUGAUGCUGUAUUACAAAAAUUCUCACAAGGAAUUGUUCACACAGGAAGGUUUUCAUUACAGCUUAUUUUUGAAUUGGGAGACUAUUUUAGGAGGACUUUGGCUGCAGUUCGUUGUGUUGUACUCUAAUAACAACAUGGGGAUCGUAUUUUGGACUUUUUCUCUUUUGGCUCUUCCAGUGCUUCAGUCUGCCAAGAUCCUGACUGUCUGUCUAAUUGGAGGAAGCCACUACCUCUUAUUAGAUGAAAUUUCUCAUAACUUACACCAGCAUGGCCAUGAGGUCCGCAUGCUCCUGCAACUUGGUAACCCUGUUAUUACAGGUUUUUCCUAUGCAGGCCGUGCAGACAGUUACCAGAUGAGCACCUGGUCUUUAGGAGAGAAAUACAUCCAGGAAUACAAUGGCUGGUUCCUGGAGCAACAAACACAGUUUCUACUGGGAAGGGAUAACUUUAACAUGUUUCUAAAAUUCAUGGAUCACCUGUCCUAUCAGUGUGACAAGCUGUUGGGCGACAAAGAGUUAAUAACUUUCCUUCAGAGGGAGCGCUACGACAUCGCCAUCCUUGACGCUUUUAACCCCUGUUCCUUCAUCCUGGCACGCAAACUUGAUGUCCACUAUAUAGCUUUCUAUCCCGGCACUCUGAACGGUCCUCUGUCCAUCGCUCUUCCCAGCCCAGUGUCCUACAUCCCAGUAUUCAGCUCCCAGCUGUCAGACCACAUGAACCUUUGGGGUCGUGCAAAGAACCUCUUUUACUUUUUCCUGGCUCCUGUUGCCCAGGAACUUGUAUGGUCUACAUUUAAGGAAGUAGCAGAGCGCCACCUUGAGUCAGGCUCACCCCCUGGUGGUCUGGAGGAGUUACAUCAAGGAGCUGAACUCUGGGCCUUCAACACUGACUUUUCACUGGAGUUCCCUCAGCCUCUUAUGCCCUACACUGUGCUGGUGGGAGGUCUGCUGAAUAAACCUGCGAACCCUCCAGAGCAGGAUCUUGAGUUGUGGAUCACCAGUUUUGGAGAAGCAGGUUUCAUUGUCGUGACUCUGGGAUCAAUGGUAUCUUCGGUCUCUGUGGACCUUCUGUUAAUGGAGCUGGUGGCUGGUUUCUCCAGGAUCUCUCAGGGGGUGCUGUGGAGGUAUGACCCCAAUCGAUGGCCGUCUCACCUGGACAGACCUCCCAAUCUCAGGCUUGUGGACUGGCUACCUCUAAAUGACCUGCUGGGCCACAAAAAAGCACGUCUCUUCAUCACCCACGGUGGACAAAACAGCCUGCUGCAGGCAGUGUACCAUGCUGUCCCUGUGCUGGCAAUCCCUCUGUUUGGAGACCAGUUUGAUAACGUGGUGAGGGCCGAAACAAAGGGACUUGGCCUCAGCAUCAAACCCACACACAUCACCAGGGAACUGCUCAGCUCCACUGUUCAAACACUCAUACAGGACAUCAGGUUCAAGUCUUCAGCUUUAUCCCUUAGCAGGAUCCACAAAUCCAAUCCUGUCCCUCCAGCCCUUCGAUUCACCCAGUGGGUGGAGCACAUCCUGCACAGUGGAGGUGGAACUCAUUUAAGGCCGGCUUCACUGGCGCAACCAUGGUACCAGAGAUACCUUUUGGACUUGGUGCUUCUUCUCUCCCUGGGGCUUCUUGCACCGGUCGUUCUCUGCUGGACUUUCUGUCGGAACAAGAACAGCAUGGAUAAACACAAAAAAAUACAAUAGCAGCACUAAGCGUUUCCUCUGGGACACUUCAGACUUAUACCUCAGGGCUGUGUUAAUUGUUUAUCUUGGACUUAUUGUCUACUGUACCAAUAUGAAUUCCUGCUGACCUACACUACUGCCGGUGUUCAAUGAAUAAACCAUGCUUGUUGUAACUGAUUGAUAAAAUUCACAUUUAAAUACAUAAAACAAAGAGUGAUAGCAGGCUGGCAUGUUGAAGUAGGAGACCUUUGCUUUGACACAAGCAAUGAACUUAAACUCUUUUUUCCCCUUAAUAAUCAAAAGAAAAGCUGCAAAAUACUGCAAAGCAUUAAAAUUAUGAAAGUUAAAUUUAACUUGAAAGAAAAAUUAAGUGGUUUCAAUAUCAGUUUUAAGACAAUGCAUUUAAAACAGUUUAUGAUGCUGAUAACAUGUUGGCUCAACAUUUCUGUAUUUCCAGUUUUCCUUCAGUGGAAUAGCCCUUAUGUCAAGCAUCUUGCCCUCUCCCCUUCCAGCGCCAUCAUGUCUACCAGACAUCUCAUUUGUGCCACAGCGCCACAAUGUCCAACACCUCUGUGCUGCUUUGACCUGGCUGCGCUGCGAGCAGGGGUGGUUGACGGUAUGCACGCAAAACACUCACAUGCGCCCUAACUAAGCACAGCUUGUGUGCUUUUGUGUUGUUGCCAAAUGGCAGCAAACUGUGUUUAUUGUAGAUGAGUGAAUGCUAAGAAUGUUUUUGUGUGCUGCUUUGCUCGUCUGGUUUGUGUACACGUGUUGACAAAUUAUGCUGAGAGUCCCAGAAUGGACCUGAAUUUUCAAAAAAUGUGCUCUACCUUUAAAGUGUGUGUGUGCAUGUGUGUGUUUGUAGCAGCAUUAUGGUCUACUGGCUCUUCUGUUAUUAACCACCAGCUCCACCUGCAAGUCCCAACUCUGACCUCCACAACCUCCUCUGCUGGUUCUCACUGAGUCUCCUUCCCCUUUUGAAACAAGACACAAAAGCGCACAGCAAUGUUCACAGUCAGUGCUCAAGCCACUGUUGAGAUCAGACCAGGCCUUGGAGGACCCCCCCUCUCUGUUCUGUCCUCCCUCCGACUCCUAACAUCUGUGUUGGGGGUUAGCAGGGAGGAAAAUAUAGAUUAGCAAGGAAAUAAUGACCAAUUAGGACAGCUUGUUCUCUGUCCAUUCAGCUGUCCAUUCCUUCCCUGCGUUUCACUUGUCUGUUUGUCUGGCAGUUGCAGGUGCCAGUGAGUCUUCCUCUGUCUCGCACGCAAUCCAAACCAGGCAGGGCGAAGCAGCCGAAGCAUGACAGGACAGGGCCAGGGGAGAAAAAAAAAGAAAAAUGCAACAAAGGCUAACUUUAAUGAAGCAGAAGAAGAAUACAUCAAUGAAAAUUAGAACAUAGGGAAAUCAUAGAACAGAGAAAAAAACCCAAAAACGAAGCAGAGAGAAACAGAAGCUAAAAGAACUAGUGUUCAGAAUACCACAGAAUAAAAGAGACAACAUAUGCAAUCAUCUAUACAUUUUAUGUAAAACUAUGACAAUUCAAAACUGUUUUACUACAGGUAUCCAGCAGUGAAAAGCAAGAUGAAAUCAACAAAAAUAAAUUGAUUCAUGAUCACUAAUAAGUUGAUGAGUGAUGUAAA
Molecule: messenger RNA, 3505 nt
Organism: Dicentrarchus labrax (European seabass)
Lineage: Eukaryota; Metazoa; Chordata; Actinopteri; Moronidae
Product: UDP-glucuronosyltransferase 3A1-like
Exons: 10
Coding region: 192-1886 (564 amino acids)
Molecular function (GO): UDP-glycosyltransferase activity
Source: RefSeq, a predicted model, not a curated record